Messenger RNA from Phycodurus eques (leafy seadragon), 2034 nucleotides. Its product is annotated as early growth response protein 1-B-like. Gene Ontology annotation, biological process: regulation of transcription by RNA polymerase II. Bases 261 to 1499 code for a protein of 412 amino acids. The record is from RefSeq and is a predicted model, not a curated record. Gene Ontology annotation, molecular function: DNA-binding transcription factor activity, RNA polymerase II-specific; RNA polymerase II cis-regulatory region sequence-specific DNA binding. The transcript is spliced from 2 exons. Lineage: Eukaryota; Metazoa; Chordata; Actinopteri; Syngnathiformes; Syngnathidae.
GCUUCAGUCACCGUCCGCAACAAGUGAAAACACCAACCGGAAACAAGCACUGUUAUCCCCUCAUUUACGAAAAUUAUCACUUUAGCCGUCCGCCGGGACUCUCUUUGGGCUCCCGGACCAGACCCAAUCCCGCGUUGGCUUCUUCCGAGGGUCCGAGCCCCGCGAAGAAGCAAGCCCCGUCCUCCCAUACGGUCCGCGGGCAACAGCGGAGCCAGAGUGCCGGUGCCCCGGAGCCCCAGGAGCGGCCGAGCCCCAGAGAAAUGGCCGCGACCAAAGCGGAGCUGCUGCUCUCGGCCCUGCAGAUCUCCGAGCCCCUGGCCGGAUUUCCUCCCGUGCUGUCCCCGUUGGACGGCUACCCGAAGCUGGAGGAAUUGCAGCUGCUUCUGCAGAACGCCGCCGAGGGUGGAGGUCUGCUGAGCGGGGAGACCGGGGACUACGGAGACCUCCUGUCGGAACUGGCUGACCUGCAGGGCCUCCCCCCGCUGACCCCUCGCGUCCCCCCUCUGGCGUACAGCGGCCGCUUCACCUUCGAGCCGUCUCCCGCGCCCGCCGGCGGCGGCCUGUGGCCGGAGCCUCUCCUCAGCCUCUUUAGCGGUUUGGUCAGCGUCGCAGCUCCUUCAGCUCCCCCCUCUUCUUUGUCGGUGACGUCCACCCCGAGCCAGUCGCGCUUCGGCUGCGUCUCCGCCGAUGUCGCCUCCGUCUUUUCCGUGGCACCGACGUUCGCCGCCGUCGACUCUCUGGACCCCCAGCCGACACCCUUCCUGUCGCAGAGGCCGCCCCCGGCCUACCCUUCCUCUCGGCUGCCCAUGCUCCCGGACUACAUCCUGCCUCAGUCGCAGGAUGCCGAGCUCCACCUAAACCGGGAGCGGAAGCCCGUGAUGUCACAAGGUGGGAAUCCCCCACAACCACCGCUCACGCCACUCUCCACCAUAAAGGCCUUCUCCUCCUCGCACUUGCCCAAACAGCCCCUCACCGCGCCCACCUGCCAGCUCACUAAACCGUGCAGGAGGAAACUGCAGGGCAAAGCGUCCCCACACGAGCGUCCCUACAUGUGCCCGGCGGACGGCUGCGACCGCCGCUUCUCCCGCUCAGACGAGUUGGCCCGCCACGUGCGCGUGCAUACGGGCCAGAAACCCUUCCAGUGUCGCAUUUGCAUGCGCAGCUUCAGCCGCAGCGACCACCUGACCACCCACAUCCGCACCCACACGGGCGAGAAACCCUUCGCCUGCGGCGAGUGCGGACGCAAGUUCGCCCGCAGCGACGAGCGCAAACGGCACACCAAGAUCCACCAGCGGCACCGGGACCGGAACGCCAUCCCCGCCCCUCCCGCCUCCUCCUCAGCUUGCUCACCCGCUCACAGCUCCUCCUCGCCCGCGCCUCCCGUCUUUAGCCCUUCCUCCUUUCCGAGCUACCCCAACCUCUACUCCUCUUCCAGCUGCUCCUCAUCCCCUCGUUCGGAGCGGCCGCCCAGCAUUUCUUCACUUCACAACAUCUGCUAACGGGAAGUUGGACCUCUGAGCGUUCAGAUGGUUCGCUGAGGACACACAUCACGAGUAAAACAUGAGAGCUGCGAGCAGGGGUGAACGGGCCCUCGCGCCUCCUUUUGCAGACUUGAAACCAUUAUCAAACUGUUAAACCCUGGGAUCCACCCACAAUGGCUGCUUCAAAGCAAAAUGACAAACUUCCUGUACAAUUUCCAGUAUGGGUCCUUGAGAUAUUUUCAUGCGUCCUGUCACGAUAGACGUGUCCACCCAAUUUGACGAUUCCGAGAGGUGCAAAGAACUCGAACCCACAGCAAUGACAAUAAACUAUAAAAAGUUCAUUAAACAAAUUAAACAAUUGCCCCAAUCAAACACAGUUUGUGAACUGAAUGUAAAAAAAUUUGUAAUGUGUGUAUAUAUAUAUAUAUAUAUAUAUAUAUAUAUAUGAAUAUUUUUGUACAUAUAUAUAUUAUUUUUACCUACCAUGUAGGUUUGAAUGUUCACAUGCAUUUGACACCUAAUGUUUUCCUCUUAACGGAACAAGAAUAAAAAU